Molecule: messenger RNA, 795 nt
Organism: Eubalaena glacialis (North Atlantic right whale)
Lineage: Eukaryota; Metazoa; Chordata; Mammalia; Artiodactyla; Balaenidae
Gene: C4H5orf47
Product: chromosome 4 C5orf47 homolog
Exons: 5
Coding region: 4-795 (263 amino acids)
Source: RefSeq, a predicted model, not a curated record
GCGAUGGUGGCGGCGGGCCGGGAGCAGAGGCGGGACCGGGUGCGCUUCGUCUACGUGACUCGCUUCGGCUCGCACCAGUGCGGCGCCGUCCUUCAGCUGGGCGGCCGCCGGGCUCAGGGUCCGUGUAGCCCCGGGCUCGGGGCCGGCCGCAGCCGGGAGGAGCCGCGGGCGGCUGUGGCGGGGGCCGCGGGCGGCGGGGAGCUGUGCCCCGGCUCCCCGCCCAGGGCCCCCGCGGCCUCCUCUCCGGCGCGGGCGUCGAGCUCGCGGAGCCGGCCUCGGCAGGAGGCACAUGCAGGUGGCGCGAAGGGCCGGGCGGGCGGGGACUCGGGAGGGGGCCCCCGGCCUGUGGAGGGUUCCGACUGGGUCGCUCAGCGGCCGCCGCGCCUAGCCCCCGCCUGGCCGCGGGCAGUGGGCGGCCCUCCUGUCCGUCCGGGGGCUGAGAGACAAGCCCGACCUGCGCUUCGGUGUUGCCCCGAGAGGGCGCUGAAGUGCAAGCGAAGGUCAUUUGAGUUCAGCCCGAGAUCCGAAUCCGAGAGGGGAGGCUCUUGGACGGAGCCACUGAAGUCCCUCAGAAUGAUGGGGCCUUGGCGUUUAACCCAGAAGAAUUUAGCUAAAAAGUUUGACUUCCCCAUACCUUUGAAUGAAGCUUCCAAAAUAAUGAAGAAAAAGAAAAAGGUUUCAGUAUGGAAUGGAGUGUACAAAGUCAUUUCUAAAAUGCUUGAAGAAAAUGAAAAAUACAGACUUAGGCUGAAAUGCCAACAAUUAUCUAGUGAAAAUUCAAAUUACACAAGAUGA